CACUACAGGCCUCGCGCCUCCACCUCGUUUUCCUUGUCAAUAUGCAGACACCGUCAAUGAGGCAGACCCUCCCCCCGUUUCAUAACUGAACGCCCAACAUGGUCCAUGCCGGUCAAGGACGAUUUCAAAUCCUCUCAUUUCGCGAAGGUCAGACUUCCGACAGUCGGCUUCAGAAUUACAAGUCUCGAAGACCACAUCGCAAAUCGCAGAAGGGAUGCCUGAUAUGUAAGAGGCGCCGGAUCAAGUGCGACGAACAGUCGCCAACAUGCCAGAACUGUAUCAAGCAUGGCGCACGCUGCUCCUACACUGUGGCGCUAUCGCCUCGAGUCGACCGGGAUAUUCGGACGACAGUUCAAACAGAUUGGUUCCCCCACACCGAUUCAACAUUAUUCAGCUAUUUUAUCACUGUGGUCAUGGAAACCAUGGUGCCACUAUCUAGCUGGACGACGGCUGCCCAGAAAGUUGUUUCCAUUGCCCUAGACGAGCCCCUUGCUAUGCAUUCUGUCCUUGCUGCCGCGGGUUGCCAUUUCCGAUAUCACGUCAAAUCACCGCGAGGACGGUGUUUAAGUGAGACCUACCAUACAAUGCGGGCCUGCUCGGGACUAAGGCUAUAUCUCGAAAUGCAACAGGUAGACAAGAUUGAUGCUGCUAUCACAACUUCAAUGUUCCUGGGAUCCAUCUCCUUUGCUGACAUGGUCGAGGAUUUUCAAGUGCCUUUGAAGAAUCGUCAAGUGCCUUUCUUCUGGGUCGGCAGUCAACGUGGGCUAGGAUCUCUCCUAACUCUAUUUCGAUUCAAACCUAGCUUACAGAGUAUGUGGCUCGACGUGUUUGAACCAGUAGCCGAAGCUCUUCUGGGCCUCUAUGAUGAUAGACCAGGCGUGAGCGGCAUUCCAGCAGAAUUCGCCACCGUCUUCGAUCUCAGCGAGACUUCCAACUGCGACGAUCACCCUUAUUUGAAACUACUUCGCAGACUGUGGCGUCUUCUGCCUGUGGAUCCUGGAAAUGAACUGGCUCUUCUACUGUACAUGCAGUUCGUGGAAGGAAUGUCGUCGCAAUUCGUCGUCCUUCUCAACUCUCUUGACACGAGAGCCCUCAUGCUUGUGUCGUACUGGCUUGCUCUUAUCUGCGCCAAAGAUUGCUGGUGGACACGCCUGCGAGCCAAGAAUGACUGCUGGGCAAUUUAUGAACACCUUGAGCAGGUUGGGGAUAAGUCGUUGUGGAAAUACAUGGAUUUCCCGGCUGCUGCUUGUGGCUACCCGUACACUGAUGUCGCUCCAGCAGGGCAGCGCAUGGUUGAUUGGCUCAGACUCGAUAGUAUCCAGCGGCCGACUUUACACCCUGCCAGUAAUGCUUGUGAAUCAGGCAUGAAUGCGACUCUAGCGAGCAAUGUUCUCGAAGUGGAUUAGAAUUAGAAGGGUCAGGCCAAUGCGAAUGAUAUGUCCA
Molecule: messenger RNA, 1443 nt
Organism: Cladophialophora immunda
Lineage: Eukaryota; Fungi; Ascomycota; Eurotiomycetes; Chaetothyriales; Herpotrichiellaceae
Exons: 3
Coding region: 99-1406 (435 amino acids)
Biological process (GO): regulation of transcription by RNA polymerase II
Molecular function (GO): DNA-binding transcription activator activity, RNA polymerase II-specific; zinc ion binding
Source: RefSeq, a predicted model, not a curated record